Molecule: messenger RNA, 729 nt
Organism: Fraxinus pennsylvanica
Lineage: Eukaryota; Viridiplantae; Streptophyta; Magnoliopsida; Lamiales; Oleaceae
Source: the annotation of a GenBank genome assembly
AUGGGUCGAGGCAAGAUCGAUAUCAAGAAGAUCGAGAAUGUAAACAGUAGGCAAAUCACUUUCUCAAAAAGACGCACAGGCCUGUUGAAGAAGGCACAUGAACUGGCGGUUCUAUGCGAGGCAGAGGUUGCGGUUAUAAUUUUUUCCAAUACGGGAAAGCUUUUCGAGUUUUCCAGUUCCGACAUGAAGAGAACACUUUCAAGAUACAACGAGUGCCAGGGUCCGCCCGAGGUUCUCACACCAGCGGUCAAGGCAGAGGAACCCAAGGAGGUGGACUUGCUCAAACUCGAAAUGGCAAAACUUACAUCAAAACAUAUGCACUUUUUGGGUAAAGACCUCACCGGGAUGAGUGUACAAUUACUGGGUGCACGCGAACAACAACUCAAUGAAGGGUUGUUAAGUAUAAAGGAGAGGAAGGAGAAACUAUUGCUACAGCAACUAGCACAAUCGAAAAUGCUGGAAAAACAAGCCACUCUGAAAAACGAAGCUUUACUCAAACAGGUAGAAGAAUUGAAAGGUUUCUUUACAUCCACUGGGCAAUUGGCACCACUUGUCAUAGAAAAAAAUGAUUCUGGGUGCAAAGGUGGUUCUGGUAGUCGUGAAACAGAAAAUAGCGGGCUCGAUGAUGAAAUAUAUGACACCACUUUGACCUUGUGGCCAACAUCCAGUGUUUGUCGAAAAAGGAAGAUGUCUAAUGGCGAAGCUAGUACAAGCAACACUGAGACUUAA